CACGGCCUUGUGGUAGUUGUAGUCCGACCUGGCUCCGCUCCCAGCACGCUCGGACUUCAUUUCCCGUGGUGCCCCGGGAGGCCGACUUCCGGCGUGGGUACGGGUCGGCGCACGCGGUUUCGGUUCGUUUGGCUUUGCGGAGCCAUGGAGGGUGGCUUCGGCUCGGAUUUCGGGAGCUCCGGAGGCGGCAAGCUGGACCCGGGGCUCAUCAUGGAGCAGGUGAAGGUGCAGAUCGCCGUGGCUAACGCGCAGGAGCUGCUGCAGAGGAUGACGGACAAGUGCUUCCGGAAGUGCAUCGGGAAGCCGGGGGGCUCCCUGGACAACUCGGAACAGAAGUGCAUCGCCAUGUGCAUGGACCGCUACAUGGACGCCUGGAACACCGUGUCCCGCGCCUACAACUCGCGGCUGCAGCGGGAACGAGCCAACAUGUGACCCCGCCGCGCCCGACCCCCACCCUCCGUUUCAGUUCCAUAAACGCUCUUUGCGAAGCGGGGGCCCGCUCGUGCGUCCUGCCUGCCCGUGCUUCUGAGGAGACCGGCGACCCUCGGGACGCUGCUCCCCUCCCGCCUGCCAGCGAGCGCGGCGUGGAUCGCGGGGGCGGCGAGACUUCGCCAAGUGCCGGCAGCGCGGCGGCACGGCCCCCGGUGUGCACAGGCUCACCGCGUGCCUCGGGCGGAGAACCCGCGGUUGGACCUGGGGGAGCCGUCAGGCCCCACCCGAGCUGUGACCGCCUGACGGUGGGCGGGCAAAUAAAUGAGGGAGGGGCGGAAAAGCAGCCGGCGCUCUUCCCUCCGGGGGUCCUCUGGGGGAGGUGGCAGCGCGCGUCCCUGGGUGCCCCGCCCGGACUGAGCCGCUUCCCCGCCCCGACCCGCCUCCCCGCCUCCCCGCUUCCCCUCUGCGCGGCUGGGCGUCCGCGAUGACCGGGAACAGGUUGCUUGCACGACGGGGACCUUGGAAGAGGAGGCUGGCCAGCCCUCUCCCCAGCUGCUGCGCCGAAGCCUUGGAGGGUGGUCCUCGCCCCCAGGAGGCCUCGCUUCCUCUCCCCCGCACCCUCCCACCCCCAGGCCGGGCUGAGGGGCGGGCAAGUGGUCCUUGCCGUGACACGGAGGUGCUGAGCCGGCAGGCUAGGGACCAGGGGCUGUUUAUUGCAACAAAAUACGCAGUAAGAUUGCUCCCGGUUCCCCGCGCCCCAGACUCCCCUCCUCCGGCAGAGGGGCCAGCCGCUUCCUGCUGCCUUCCCCUCUCUUGUCCCAGGCGUGGGCAGCCACGGGCCGGUCACUCCCGGAUGUUCUGCCCGAUCCAGCCUCUCACGGCAGCCACGCGAGUGUAGACACCCGGGAAGUGGGGCCGUCCGCAGCCGUAACCCCAGCUGGUGACCCCAGUUAGCACCCACCGGCCAGAGGGCUCCCUGCAGGCUAGGGGUCCCCCAGCGUCACCCUGAGGGGAGGAAAGGAAAGGCCUUAGGAGCAGGCCAGUACCCCCCUCCCCCCCCAGAGGCCCUUGAGCCUGGGCCCCUUCCCCCUGAGCCUCCUAGUUCCUGGGAGAUGGGAUGUGUUAGGAUCACCCGCUCCUUUGGCCAGCAGACAUUUAUGGGCACUGGGCAUCGGUCUCGGGCCAGAAUGGGACCUCUCGCUGCCCAGCCCCCAUCCCUCCUCUGCAGGGCCCAGAGGCAGGAUGCCCAAUAAACGGUGGUGGAGUGAGAA
Callorhinus ursinus (northern fur seal) is the source of this 1703-nucleotide messenger RNA. RefSeq names its product translocase of inner mitochondrial membrane 13 (gene TIMM13). NCBI's taxonomy places the organism in Eukaryota, Metazoa, Chordata, Mammalia, Carnivora, Otariidae. The record is from RefSeq and is a predicted model, not a curated record.